Molecule: messenger RNA, 1417 nt
Organism: Oryzias latipes (Japanese medaka)
Lineage: Eukaryota; Metazoa; Chordata; Actinopteri; Beloniformes; Adrianichthyidae
Product: putative nuclease HARBI1
Source: RefSeq, a predicted model, not a curated record
UGCUGCGUUUUGUUAACUUUAUUGAUAGACGAAGAAAAGCAAUAACAGGGUGCUGCUCCUCUUCCAAGUAUUCCACAUUUUUGUUGUUUAGUUUUGUGCUUAUUGUCUUCAAAUACACGUUCCAAACAAACAAAAAUGACGUUUGCUGUUCCGGUGUGGCUGGCGGUGCACGAGCUUCUCCUGGAAGAAGAAGCGGCGGAGAAGGAGAACUCGACCUGUUUUGACGAAUUCAACGACGCCGCUUUGUUCGAAUACUUCCACCUCACGCGGCCCUGCAUCGCUUUCAUCGUCGACGCCGUUCGAAUCCGCAUGAAAACGGUCUCCUGCAAGAAACCCUCGCCUCCGGUGGACGCGUUCGUCAUGGUGGCUCUUAACUACUUCGCGCAUGGCGCGUUCAGCCCGCUCGUGGUGCAGAAAGUGGGCUCGUGCCUGCACGCCAGCCUCACGAGCGUCGCCAGCUCAGCAUCGGGGGUCAUCGCGGGGAUGUCGGACGUGUUCAUCUCUUUCCCUCUCACCGCGGAAGCCAGGAUUCAAAACGCCGCCGUCAUUAAAGAGUUCUGCAAAAUCCCCAACGUCCUGGGAGCCAUGGCUCCUGCCCAGUUUAAGAUCAGGGCUUCUCCGUAUGAGAAGGAGUUCUUUAAGUCCUUCAUCAACGCGCAGGGCUUCACGUCGGUGGUGAGCCAGUUCAUAUGCGAUUCCCAGGGCAACAUCCUGAGUGUGGAGAAAUGCUGCGUAGGGAGCACUUCGGAGCAGGAACUCUGGGAGUCCUCAUUCAAAGGCAGGGAGGUGGAGGAGGAUCUGCACGGACCGUACUGGUUAAUCGCUGGGUCAGGUUACCUCUUGGGGAAACAUAUUUUGACUGCUGUGGCCAAACCUGAAACCAACGAGGAAGUCCUUUUCAACGAGGCCCACGCCAAGAUGCUCAGCGUCAUGCAAGAAACCCUGGACCUGCUGAAACGGCGGUUCAGGUGUCUGAUGCAACUCGGUUUCACAGAGGAGGGCUCUUUGAACAAAAAGUUGAACACCAUCAAGGCGUGCAGCGUGCUGCACAACAUAGCGUUGAAGUUCUCCGUCCCUCCUCCGGCUAGAGCAGGAAAAGCAGAGUCUCUCUACUCAGGAAAGCAGUUGACAGCAGAAACCAGCUCUGAUGCUUUGAUGGCCCGAAAGGAACUCAUCAACAAGAAUUUUUCAGAACCCAGAAGUCAAGAUUUCCUCUGACAGCAACAACCAAUCAGAAUUCAUGAAUCUGUUCAGCAAAAAGAACUACGGUGGCUCUGGAAAGACAACUCAGUUCAAGUUUUAUAGUUUCUUCAAUACAUUUGUUAAACUAGAUAUUUUGUAAACGCAAAAUAUUUAAUUUACUGUACAAUAUACUAUAUUUUAUUGUAGUUUAUAUUAAUUAAACAUUUUCUUUUCA